Molecule: messenger RNA, 4515 nt
Organism: Apus apus (common swift)
Lineage: Eukaryota; Metazoa; Chordata; Aves; Apodiformes; Apodidae
Gene: UBAC2
Product: UBA domain containing 2
Exons: 9
Coding region: 121-1155 (344 amino acids)
Molecular function (GO): serine-type endopeptidase activity; protein binding
Source: RefSeq, a predicted model, not a curated record
GGCCCAUCGCGGCCGCCUUAGCCGCGCCGUCCCCGGCCCGCCGCGGUGCCUCGGGCUCUGCCCGGGCCUCCGGGGGGUUCGGCGCCGCCGGGCUGGGCCGGGCCGGGCCGGGCCGGCGCCAUGUUCACCAGCACCGGCUCCAACGGGCUUUAUAAAGCACCUUUGUCAAAGAGUCUGUUAUUAGUCCCAAGUGCCAUCUCAAUUCUGUUGACUCUGCUCUUCCAACAUUAUCAGAAGUUCUUUGCAUAUAACCUACAAGCUAUAAAAGAGGAUUUUCAGAUAUGGAGACUUGUAUGUGGGAGAACAAUAUGUCUUGAUCUGAAAGAUACAUUCUGCAGCAGUCUGCUCAUUUACAACUUUAGAAUAUUUGAAAGAAGAUAUGGCAGCAGAAAAUUUUCAUCCUUUUUACUGGGUGCUUGGAUGCUCUCAGCUUUGUUUGAUCUUCUCCUUGUAGAAAUUGCUCAGUAUAUAUCUGGCAUCACCAUCAACAGCUUGCCUUCUGGUUUUUUGGGUCCUGUGUUUGCUCUGUUUGUACCAUUUUAUUCCUCCAUUCCAAGAGUGCAAGUGACACAAGUAUUAGGCCACUUUUCUAUCACAAACAAGACAUUGGUCUAUAUACUGGGUUUACAGCUCUUAACCUCUGGUUCCUACAUCUGGAUUUUAGCCUUAAGUGGAUUGGUUUCUGGGAUCUGCUACAAUAGCAGUAUAUUAAAAGUUCAUCAAAUUCUUUGUGUACCCGCCUGGCUAGCAAAGAUAUUUUCUUGGACUCUUGAGCCAAUCUUCACGUCUGCGGAACCAACGAACGAAUUUCGUGUGGGAAUGGGAGCAACAGUUGACAUCCAGAGGCAGCAGAGAAUGGAAUUACUGGAUCGUCAAAUCAUGAUGUCUCAGGUUGCCCAAGUGCGGCGGCAAAGGCAGCAGCAGGGUGGCAUGAUAAACUGGAAUAGACUGUUUCCUCCUUUACGUCAUAGACAUAAUGCGAAUUAUCAAGAUCAUCGCCCGUCUGAACAAGACAUACCUCCACCUACUGAGGUUUCUGAAGAGCAGGUUGCGCGGCUUAUGGAAAUGGGAUUUUCCAGGGGAGAUGCUCUAGAAGCUCUGAGGGCUUCAAAUAAUGACUUAAAUGUAGCCACUAAUUUUCUACUGCAGCACUGAUGGUUUUCUGUGUGAAGGAACUUCACAUGAUGGGUUUGUAUGCGUCUGGAAGAGGAUCAAAGCCACCUGCUGGACAGACUGACGAACGUCGUUCCCCCGAGAGCGUCAGAAAGGAGAAACUAGCUUCUCGUGACUGGUGAUUCAAAAUGAUGUUAAUGAAUGAUGUGAACUUUUCCCAGGCCUUCAGAUCACUUGGUGAUUUCUACUCUGGUUAUCCUUUUCAAAGUAACUUUUUCUUCUCGUUACUGGGUAUCACCUAAAUUUAUUUUAAAAAUAAAGUAGGUGGGGUUUUUUCUUGUAAAUCCUUGUUAGAGAUGUUAUCACACGUAAUGACUAGGAAAAGAAGCUCCAACAACCAAAACAACUAGAUUCACCUAUGAAGAAAAAUAAUAUUUUCUUCAUUUACCACUCUAAUUUCUCUAGCUUACAUGUUAUUUUACAGUACUUGAUUUUUGAUUACAGUAAUAAGAGAUUUGAAGAUAAUUUUCAACUCAGUAAAGGCUUAUGGGACUACUGUGAUAUUCUCCAGAAAGUUUUAUUAAUGCCUGUAAUAUUUUCUCUCUUGAAUUCCUUUUUGAACAAAAGUUGUCAUUCAGAACAUAGAACACAGGUAGGAUGUGAGAAAAUUCAUGUGCAGAUUGGAAACUAUGGUAAGUGACCACUGUAAAUUUAAGUUUUACCAACUGAGUAAAUUGCUAUUCAGAUACAGGUCAUGAAGAUGCUCAGUGAAAGCAAUAAAGGUGAAUUGAAUGAUACAGUAAGAUAAAAAGUGACAUUUUUUUAAUGACUUCCGUGUCUGAUUCAGACAGACUGAAACGAUGUGUGUAUGCUCAGUGUCCCAUGUGCUGGUUUCAUUUUUUGACCUGGCUACAUACUGUCUUAAAAGAAAAUUAUAAAAAGCUAACUUUUUCUAUGUAUAGUUCUAGUUUUCUACUGUCAAAGAUGUGGAUGACCUUGCAUUUGCUGAAUCCUUACUGUCUGAAGGAACUUACUGUUGGUCAUAGACCAAAAUAUUAACCUGAAGGGUGAUUCAGGAUAACACAGGAGGUAAAAGGAUGCUAAUGCUAAGGUAGUGUUGGUUUUGAAGUUUAGACUGAUAAAUAAACUUUCUUGGCUUGGGGCUUAGAAGUGCUCAGUAUUAACACCGUAGGAGUUUCAGGAGGUGGGGUGGAGAGAUCUCUAUAAAACCAGGCUGAAGUAAUUAGGAGAUUCCAAACUGCAACUCCAUGAAACCAAUCUACUCAUGUAUCUCAAGCAUUUAAUGUAUAUUUCUGUGUGUACUCUUUUUUUAUAUGUUGUGUGUAUGUAUGUGUCCCUUUAUAAACACACAGGCAUUUUAAAUACGUACAUACCUUAAGACUAAGAGGACAUCAGAAGCAUGACAAAGGCAAUAGCAGCUGCAAAGGGGAGGAGGUGAAAAUGCAGGAGACAGAAGGAUGUUUUGAACAUCCAGAUGGAAAUGUGUGUACCGAAGUACAGAUCUGCGCAGUCUCACUUGGCCUGGAAAAUACACUGGGAAAUUACAGGACAAGUUUAGGGAGAGACAGAUACCUUUCUUUUGUUUAAUGUACCGAUAAAACUGAAAAAAGUCAUGCAGGCAUACAAGUCCUUUUCCAGAAAUGACAUCAAAUUUGUGCAGUUUUCAGCACAUGAAUGUCCUGUAUCUAUUUUUUAGUAUUUUCCAGAGGGUAAAAUAAGGGGUUUUUUUUAGUGACUGUGUGUUUUCCUGGCGUUAGAUCAACCUCCUUCAGGGUCUGGGCUUGCUGUUAUGAUGACACCAUUUGGGCAGGGUCUGAUUUUUAUUUGAAAGGUUUUGUUUGUGUGAAGCUGAGUACCUUGAGUGUACCCAGAGAACUCUGGAAACCUACUGUCUUAUAAAGGAAAGGGCAAAUGUAAGAAGAAAAGCCUACAAUACUUUGUAUAUGUAAACUAGUUGAGUGUUUUGAAACAAGUAUAGGUUUUAAUUUUGAAACACAGAUUCUUCCUUCACAAAUAUUUUAUCAAAAGUAGCAAUAAAGACCAGUGAAUUACUAUUAGAAGUAAAAUUUUGUCUCUAGGAAACCAAGGUCCACUUAGCCCAGGGUAAAUUAAAUAUGACCUGUGCCCUUUCAGACAUUGCCAUGCUCUAGGGACGAGCACAAAGAGCAUUUAUUCUUUGGAAUUUAAAAACAUGUCAAGUGGCACUUGGGACAUGUAAGAGGAUAUUCUCCAAGUCUAAAUACUUUCUUACUAUUAUCUAUACAAGGGGUAUCCAAAUGUCACAGUUUGGAAAACCCUGUUUUGCUGGGCAUUUUACAAAUAUCAAACAUAAGGGGUCAUUGUGAUGUCAGUUGAAAACUCCCCUGUGACAAGUGUUCAUGCUCAAAAUGCUUCCAGGAUUGUGAUUUCCAAUUAAAAAAAAAAAAAAAAAAAAGAAGAAGUGGUAAAAGGAGGGGUCUUGGGUGCCAUUGAGCACAUUUCCUGUUUCGUACAAGAACCGUAGAAUAAAGAUUCACACGUUAAAGCUGGAAAACAACUUGGUUGCCAAAUGAUGGUGAAACUUUCAUGGACCAUUUCUGGGAAUGCAAGGAACAUGUUCCUCACAGCCUACACGGAGUUUGCCCAAUACAUUUUGAAUAAUCUCAUCAGGUUCUGUUUUGUGUCUGACCCAAGAUUAUUUUUUUAGACAGCAAGAGGAUGCGAAGUAGUUUUUUUUAUGGAGAGGAUUUUAAGUCCCUAGGAAAUUCACACUGGUUUUAGUAAAGCCAAGGUUUGGUAUUUUGCAAUAAAAGUAGUUGCUGCUGUUAAAAUUUCUCUACUAGACUAGGAAAGUUGUCUUUUGAGACAACACCAGAAUAAUUUACUGGGGACUUUCCCAGACAGUUAUGUAAUACUUCAAAAUACACCCACAGGGAAGUUUGCAUUUGUGGAUAUCUGCCUGAUAAGCUACCAGGUUCUCAAGCCUUAACUUUUUGCUAAGAUGCAGAAUGGUUGGACUCCGUACCUUCCAAAACCAUUCUCUUCUCCCCCAGACAAGUGUUAAAGGUUGCCUGCUACUCAGGUGAGCACGUGGACUGGCACAGCUGGUUCAUGCACCAUCCUAUGCAUGUUGGUGCCUUUGUGAACCUGUGAUGGAGAAGAGGUCUCCUUGGUUUUGUCUGAAACAGAAGAACACGCAAGUAAAACAUAUUGCAAGAUACUGAGCAGAGGGCAAUGUUUUUGGCUCGCCUGUUUGUGUAUAUAUAUACAUGUAUGUGUAUAUGCAUAUAUAUGUGUGUAUAUAUAUAUAUGUAUAUAUACAGAGUGAGUAUGUAUUGAUUUGAUUAAUUUAACUGGAGCUAAAAGUUUGUUGAAGAAAAUUAAAAGUCUGUAUUCAAAGAC